UUGAGGCAUUUACCGCCACGCCCCGUUCAAAUGCGUUAUUCCUCAACAUCCUCCUCAAAAAUCACUUUGUGAGUGCUAAGGAACCACAUAUUACCAUUUGAUGUUUAACCAAGUAGAUUAAAACAUCAACAGUGGAAUGAAUCAUGUGAAUGUAGCCGCUUUCAGGCAACACUGACUUGUUGCGCACUUGUUAUUCCCUCUAUAGGCUGCAACUCAGUGACUGCGUCGCUUUGAAAUGUUUUCUUUUCGUGUUAUAUCAUCUAACGUCUUUUUAAUCAAGGGAGAAGCUAUUUCGAGGAGUUCACUUUCUUGGACUUUGGCUUGAAAGUACUGGGAUGUCAGAGUCGCGGUAUAUACAUAUACUUUAGCCGGGUGAAAAAUCCUUGGCAGGUGAGAGACGGGAAUUCCUGACAGCGUUUCCCCAGCACGCGCUUGAAUGCACGGGCUUUGAUGCAGAAAUAAUUGAAGGAUUUUAACAUGAUCUUUGCGCGGCACCUCAGAAGCUGCCGGGUACCUGGGCUGUGUGUUCAAAUACUUUACAGCGUUCUCAUACUGUGGACCAAAGAAAUGGAAGGACUCUCCGAUUUCUCAAAUUAUCUGUUUAGGAUCAUCAACAGUCAGUCAGCUCAAGCCUGUGAUGGAGAUCACCUGCUCCUCAGGUGUCCUCGGCACUCCACCAUAACUAUUCAAUCUGCAUUUUAUGGACAGAGUGCAGCCCUUCCCGGGAUUGUGCCAGGAAUGAGAUGCCAAUGGCGUAAUCACAGCUGUUCUGCUACCACAGCACUGCAGAAAGUGCUCUCUGAAUGCCAAGGUCAUAGAAAUUGCCAGUUUCUGGUUAAUCAUCAAGUCUUUGGUCGAGAUCCUUGUCCCGGAACUCCUAAAUACCUCCAUGUAUCAUACAGAUGUAAACCUACAGAGCACAAGAAGAAAGUAACAUGUGAGGGAGAUCGACUUUUGCUGCACUGCAAGUAUCCAAGAGUGCUGAAUAUCUACUCUGCUGUUUAUGGAAGACAGUUGGAGGAGAAAAACUUGUGCCCUUCACAGGAACGAGAACCUCCACCAUUUGAAUGUCUUUUUCACAAAGCUGUUGACGUGGUAUCCAACAUCUGCUAUGGAAAACAGAGGUGUUCGUUUACCAUAGAUGAGAAACAUUUCAAAAACCCCUGCCCCCCUGGAACAAAAAAUGAUUUAACUGUCCUCUAUGCAUGCGUUCCUCAAAGUUUACUCAAGGAGGCUGAUCCCAGCAGUUUCCAAACUACCUCAGUUCCUAACCAAAGCACCAAAGGGGAACACCCAGUUAUCAGAAGUUCAAAAGUUCCAGAGAACAGAAUUAUUGUCAGCAAUUCAUUAAUGGCAUAUGGCUACAUUACAGAGCAUCCAGAGAUGGCAGGACUGCUCUUCACAUCAAGUGUUUGUGUGGGACUUCUGAUUGUUCUAAUAGCUGUUUCAACACAGCUAACUUGCAGUAGACAUCUAAACAAAACUAGGACAUUCAGGAAGAAGAGUAAAACAACUCAUUCGGAAGAGGAGGAGCCAAUGAACCAGGAUAAUGAAGAGGAAGAAGAUGAGGAUGAGAAAGUGUCACUAAUGAAUAGCUCUAACCUGUCAGAGAUCGGCAGGAAGGUGUAUUGUUGGGAAGACGUUACGUACACCACAGAGGCAGCAGAGCUGAUGGAGAGGAUUGAGCGCAGAGAGCUAGUGAUUCAGGAGAUCAGGAUGAAUGCAUACCUCAAUGGAAACACAUGCAUCCUACAUUCAUACAUGCCAAGUGUUACACAGAAUGUGCAGUAGCUGUAGUUUCAACCAAAAGAACUGAACAUUUUGAAUGUUUUCUGUUACCAAAACACUAAAAUGAACAGGUGAAGUGUGUAAUUGUGUGUAAAACAAGUGGAACUGCCAAAACUGUCUUCAAACAGGUUUCCAAAACACUCCUCUCAGCUGCUAUUGGUCAGCUACACAAAUGGCCUCACACUAUUGGUUAAGCUACUUUUGCUGUUGUCAGGCAGCUUAAACAAACAGUCUAAUAUUUUGAAAACAUCACAGAUUCACUGUGCUACACUUUUUGAGGUGAAUCAACCUACAACAGUCUCAUAAUAAGCCAUUAAAGAGGUUUUUUACAUUAAAAACAUUACACACAUCACCUUUAGAGGCACAGUGAGGACAUAAUAGCACAGAACAAGCAAUACCUGAGGGCAAAAGUUAUUAUUCUUCUCUAAAAUUAUUCUAUAAAUGUGUUACGUUUCACACAAAGUAAAGCCAUGUAAAGAGAAAAGU
This is a messenger RNA of Labeo rohita (rohu), 2274 nucleotides long. It is a transcript of the gene eva1c, whose product is annotated as eva-1 homolog C (C. elegans). Lineage: Eukaryota; Metazoa; Chordata; Actinopteri; Cypriniformes; Cyprinidae. The record is from RefSeq and is a predicted model, not a curated record. The transcript is spliced from 8 exons. The coding region runs from base 478 to 1791 and encodes 437 amino acids. Gene Ontology annotation, cellular component: extracellular region. Gene Ontology annotation, molecular function: heparin binding; carbohydrate binding.